Messenger RNA from Sapajus apella (tufted capuchin), 266 nucleotides. Its product is annotated as keratin-associated protein 19-3-like. The transcript is spliced from 2 exons. The record is from RefSeq and is a predicted model, not a curated record. Bases 42 to 266 code for a protein of 74 amino acids. Lineage: Eukaryota; Metazoa; Chordata; Mammalia; Primates; Cebidae.
CUUGCCUUGAGCAGCAAACCAAACUCAAUACCUGGGACACCAUGAGUUACUACGGCAACUACUACGGAGGCCUGGGCUGUGGCUGUGGAGGCUUCGGUGGCCUGGGCUAUGGCUAUGGCUGUGGAUGUGGCAGCUUCCGCAGACGGGGCUAUGGCUAUGGCUGUGGCUAUGGAGGCUGUAAAUAUGGCUGUGUCUACAGAGGCUAUGGAGAUGGCUGCUGUUGCCCAUCAUGGUACAGAGGAUAUGGAUCCACUGGCUUCUACUAA